AAUCCUUAAAGCAGCUAAACCCUGCUUUAAAUAAAAUCUUUUAAUAAUUUCUUUGAACUGACUGAAGCGAAUUCAACGAGCUUUGCAUUGUGGGUACAAGCAAAUCCAAGAUGGCGGCGAGCAGGCGACUGCAUAAGGAACUUGAUGAAAUUCGCAAGUCUGGAAUGAAAAAUUUCCGCAACAUUCAGGUGGACGAGUCCAACAUUCUGACCUGGCAAGGACUCAUUGUUCCUGACAACCCUCCAUACGAUAAAGGUGCAUUCCGGAUUGAGAUCACAUUCCCUGCAGAAUACCCUUUUAAACCUCCGAAGAUCACAUUUAAAACAAAGAUCUAUCACCCGAACAUCGAUGAGAAGGGUCAGGUGUGCCUGCCAGUUAUAAGUGCUGAGAACUGGAAACCCGCAACCAAAACUGACCAAGUAAUCCAGUCUCUCAUCGCCCUCGUCAACGACCCCCAACCAGAACACCCGUUGAGGGCCGACCUAGCGGAGGAAUAUUCAAAAGACCGUAAAAAAUUCUUUAAGAAUGCAGAAGAGUUUACAAAGAAACACGGUGAGAAGCGGCCAGUGGACUGAUAUCGCAUGGGCGCGUUUCCCAUGUUUCCGCUUUGCCCACUCCUCCAAAACCGUUUCCCCCAAUCCGAGUCCCCGCCAGUCCGCCCUCACUCUCGGUCACCCGUGGAUCCAGCGUCCAGCAUCCCAGCCGCAUUUCACCUUCGGCAGAAAGACCCGAGACUUCUCAGCCUCUGGGUGUCGAAGUAUGUUGAAAUUGUGAUCAGGGGAACAUGCAAAUGAGAACUUGAUAAAAGUGGUGAGAUUUGGGGGUGGGGAAGGACGGGGGCAAAAGGUUGUUCCUUUUAAUUUGUUCUUAAAUUGCACAGAGAUGUGUUCAGGUCAUGUAAUCUGCUGUGUGAUAAAUCUUGACCGUUUUCAUAGCAGAAUUCUACGGUGAACCAGAGUAUAAUGUUAAGUCUUUCACUUUCACAUUUAUGACAUUGAGGAAAACAAAUCCAAUAGUUCAUUGAAUGAAAACACAUAAUACGUCAAAGGUGUGUGGCAAAUGUUUCUUUUAUAUUUCUCUCUCAUCUCUGUAAUUUUUUUUAUUUUUUUUCUUAGGUUGCACUGUUUUCUGUGGAAUAAGAUUUCAUGUUCGUCAUAAUCUCAGUUUGUAACUCAUUGAAUCACAAACUAGUCACUGUCACCAAUAUAAUGUUUAUGAUGUCAUAAAAAGUAAAGCAAAAAUUA
Megalobrama amblycephala (Wuchang bream) is the source of this 1244-nucleotide messenger RNA. It is a transcript of the gene ube2l3a, whose product is annotated as ubiquitin-conjugating enzyme E2L 3a. The record is from RefSeq and is a predicted model, not a curated record. The transcript has 4 exons. Bases 111 to 575 code for a protein of 154 amino acids. Lineage: Eukaryota; Metazoa; Chordata; Actinopteri; Cypriniformes; Xenocyprididae.